CAGGCAUGUUCAGUGGGCACAUUUAAGCUCGACAUUUUACGAAGAGCUAAGGACAUUAGUGAGUGAUGUCAUAAGUGAGGCCGAUCUGAAAUGCUUAUAAAUGACCAUUGCAUAUUGAUAGAAGCUGGUAGGCAACAGAACAAAUGCAUCAACAAAUGCAUCAAGUGUGAAUAUGUGGCGAACACAUCCCAGCUGGUGGUAAUUUGAUGAUGCAUGACGAUCAUUUUCAUCAAAUGUUUUAGUUGUGUUGCUAAAAGCAUUCUGGAUCAACUUGGCUUCAACUGUUUCGCGACCACCCUUGCUUCCCGGAUUGAACGACGUGUGUCAUAACUGUACAUGCGACAUAUUUCCAACACCAUGUCCGCUACAACAUGGGAGAAUGGUACUAUGAGUGACGUAACAACAGCUUUAUUCCUAGGAAAGAAUUUUCGGGUUAAGUCUCACGACGAUGCCACUUGGAUACUCAGCAGCGCUUUUGUGGUGUUUACCAUGCAGUCAGGGUUUGGUCUGUUGGAAAGUGGCUCCGUCUCCAGUAAGAAUGAAGUGAACAUCAUGGUGAAGAACGCCGUGGAUGUUAUCUGUGGAGGACUGACAUAUUGGAUGUUCGGAUAUGGACUGAGUUUUGGUGAAGAUGAACGCUACACUAACCCUUUCAACGGCUGGGGGGACUUUUUUGUGACGGCGGACGAGGAAAGUUUGGGAUACGUGUAUUCAAAGUUCUUUUUUCAGGCGUCAUUUGCAACGACAGCUACAACGAUCGUUUCAGGCGCUAUGGCGGAGAGGACAAAGCUUGAGGCGUACAUCAUAUUUUCCUUACUGAAUACAUUCGUAUACUGUUUCCCUGCCCACUGGUUCUGGGGUAAACAAGGAUGGUUACAGACUAUGGGUGUGAUUGACAUCGCUGGAGCAGGACCAGUGCAUUUAGUUGGAGGGGUCACUGGCUUGGUGUCCACUCUUCUUUUGAAGCCUCGUCACAAUCGCUUCAAGAGUAAGAAAGCACCUCAAAUGGGAUCGCCUACAAAUGCAAUGCUUGGCAUGUUUAUGCUGUGGUGGGGUUGGCUUGGAUUUAAUUGUGGAAGCACUUUUGGAAUAUCCGGGUUGAAGUGGAAGUUGGCAGCCAGAUCGGCUGUUUCGACUAUAUGUGCAUCGACAUCUGGAGGGAUUGUUGGACUCCUCCUGAGCUACAUUGUGAAGAAGCGUCAGUUUGAUGUGGGUUAUCUGAUUAACAGCAUCCUUGGAUCUCUUGUUGCUAUAACUGCCACGUGUGCAAUAGCCCAUCCUUGGGAAGGGUUGUUGAUCGGAGUAGUUGGGGCAUGUCUCACAAUACUUGGUAUCAUCGUCCUCGAGAAGCUCAAGAUUGAUGACCCUGUUGGCUGUGUUGGAGUCCACGCUGUGGGCGGUGUAUGGAGCCUGCUCGCGGCAGGGUUUUUGUCGAGAAAGGACUCAUUUGCAAGCGAACUUCAACUUCACAACGUGCACGAUGGUGUCCUCGCUGGCGGAGGUUUUCACCAGCUUGGCAUUCAAACUCUUGCUGUAGUCGUUUUGAUCGGAUGGUCUUUUGUGACCUCAUUUAUAUUUCUGAAAAUAAUUGACAUGGUUAUUGGUCUUCGGGUCCCUUUAUGUGAAGAGAUACUAGGGGCUGAUAUGAUCGAACACGGGAUUGGUGAGGCUACCUACGACAAGAAAACAAAGAAGGUUGUGUAUGAUGACGAGGAGGAUUUCCUUGUAGGCCGGGCCAGUGGUCAACGUACGCAUAGCCUCGGUAAACAUACAGACCAAUGCUACAAGAGAUACCAAGCACAUUACCAGAUGCACAAGAGGCGCCUUCUCAAAAGAUUCCACUUCUACAUGAAAGGUCGUCUAUGGAAGACUCAUAAACUAGAUCCAGAUGACAAACCCUGCGAUCAAGGGCAGGCAUAUUCUAACGACAGUGAUGGCGUUCCUAGGGCCAUAGGGGACCAGUACGAUGGUUUCUUGUAUGAAGACUUUGGACAUUCAGACAGUAAAAUGAACGGCAGAUUUCACUAUAACACGCCGAGGCAGGAGUCAGAUAUGAACUGUUACAGCAUGUGGAUCGACGGGCCCAGGGAAACACAGAGGGACAAGAGGACGGAAGGUACACCACAGGCACUUCAUUCAGAUCAUGCUGUUCGUUCCAAGAUGCCUGAAAUGACGUACAUUUGACUGCCUUUCUUUGUGGUAGCUUUGGUAUUGCCUUGUGCUUGGCCCUGAUUGACAUUUGUGACAAAUGAGGGCCCGUCCUUAUACGACUGCAGCAUAAUUUAUACUUACUGUUAAUACGCAUGUUGUCUUUGCGUAUGUAGGCUAAUCCAAACAGUGAUCAUAACUUUUUCAGACCAAAUAUAUAUUAUUCAGUUGAGAAUUAUAGUCACAUCAGCAAUAUUUUAGUUAUAUCGCGACGUUUUAUUACAUUAAUAAUUCAUUUAUUUAAAGGCUAUAAAUCUCGUUGACAAAGGACAGUAAUGAGAUUAUCACAUAUAUAGAUAUGAAACUAGUAUGCAACCACAGAAAUUGGACUAUUCAUAACAAGACUUUAUAACAAUAGGCUUUUGUAACUAAAGGCCACCACACUUUGCACCAUGGGAACUUACGGUACAUCAGCUUCCUGCAUUGUACCCCAGCCGGAUUCUGUACUUUUAGAUAUUUGAUACGUAUAAUAUGAUAUUUUAUACCAUGUACAUAAUAGUACAUAUGAAGUACCUUUAUAAAUAGUGAGUGAGUGAGUUUGGUAUAACACCGCUUUGAACAGAAAAUGUCAGUUCUGUCACGGCGUGUCAGCUUGUUGUGGAAGGAAAGCUCGAAUUGGUGCAGGUCUCAGACGUUUGGUGCUGACAAACCUAGAAACAUCAUCAGAGUGAACCUGGCAUCUCCACGAACAUAAUAUGUGACCAACACAUCUCCACGAACAUAAUAUGUGACCAACCACGAGAUAAGGGACAUUAUGGGUAUAAAAAAAUAUAUCACAUUUUGCCUUCUCAUUAUUUUUUAAAACUUCACGAUCUUAUAUUAGGAACACGAAAAUACAACUCACAUGGCAUCGCAUUGUUUAAGUAAUAAUUGCAGUAUUUAGAUAUUAUGUUUGAUUUUUAUGCUUUAAUGCUGAAAGGUUUUGAAAUAAUGGUUUUAUUACAUUACGAACUAACGAGAGUAAAAUUCGGAUAUUUCUCUGUAGUCUGCACACAUGGCGAUUUUUACUGCAGUACGUUGACGUCAAACGUCUUUAUGACGUCACAGCAGAAUUCUUUCGUAACACCAUAAGGUCCAUUUUUUCCUGGUGGGUCACAGGCAAUACUAAGGGACGCAACUCCGACACAUAGCGAACUGCCCUAUUAUGAGUAAUAGAUUCGGAAAAGGUCAGGAAAAUGAUGUGUUGUAAAUGGCUCCUCAUUUCACAGAAAACUUGCGUGUUUUAAAACAGUGACCGAAACACAGAAUGCUAAAUGGUAGUACUUUAAUAGCAAUAACCCUAUCAAAUGUUGUACAGUAUAUAAACGUUAUGAUUAAUGGUCAUAGUCGUCUCAUUGUAAUGGCUUUACAGUUUUAAACAUAUACGCUGAGUCAAAUGUUGAACAGCUUUAAUUACAUCUAAACUUAUAUUGUUAAUUUUUUUUCGUACUCAGCUAUAGUGGUAACAUGUAUAAUUAUCGUUAGAUAAUAAUCAUAGAUGAAUAAUAUAAUCAACAGUUUGAAGAUACAUGAAGUCGUGUCUACAAUAUUAUGCCUCACACAGCGGUUUUGCAGCACUAUCGACAGCAUAUAUAUAUAUAUAUAUAUAUAU
Molecule: messenger RNA, 3799 nt
Organism: Haliotis rufescens (red abalone)
Lineage: Eukaryota; Metazoa; Mollusca; Gastropoda; Lepetellida; Haliotidae
Product: putative ammonium transporter 2
Exons: 9
Coding region: 337-2184 (615 amino acids)
Biological process (GO): ammonium homeostasis; ammonium transmembrane transport
Cellular component (GO): membrane
Molecular function (GO): ammonium channel activity
Source: RefSeq, a predicted model, not a curated record